AUGAAUGCACAAGGCUUCUUUGCAGAUGGUAUUUCCUACAAUUGUCUGCCCCAAACCACGCUAGCUGGCAAAGUCUUGAAGCACUGUCAGAACUGUGUUGAGAAGCUUCGGAUGGCUACUGGUGGAGAAUCGUUAGCGAUCUUCAAGAUUGGAAUAACCCAUGAUUGCGGUGCUCGUUAUGAACUUUACCAACGCAAUGGCUACACGAAGAUGCUUGUUUGCCACACAAGCAACGAGCUUGCCACGGUCGAAAUGCUGGAAAGUGCUUUGAUCGCCAUCUACCAGCACAAACGUCAGUGUCGCAAUAUCCAACUUGGUGGUGAAGGAAUGUGA
Symbiodinium sp. CCMP2592 is the source of this 333-nucleotide messenger RNA. NCBI's taxonomy places the organism in Eukaryota, Dinophyceae, Suessiales, Symbiodiniaceae. The record is from the annotation of a GenBank genome assembly.